Molecule: messenger RNA, 804 nt
Organism: Camelina sativa (false flax)
Lineage: Eukaryota; Viridiplantae; Streptophyta; Magnoliopsida; Brassicales; Brassicaceae
Product: succinate dehydrogenase subunit 6, mitochondrial
Cellular component (GO): respiratory chain complex II (succinate dehydrogenase)
Source: RefSeq, a predicted model, not a curated record
AAAAAAAAGUGAUCUUUUUUUAGGAAAACUGAAAACUUUAAUUGGGAGCGAGCAAGAAGAAGAUAAUCAUCGAUCGAUCUGGAGAAGAAGAUGGGAGAUUCGGAGUCAUUCGUUGGGAAAAAUUGGAAUGGAUUCAAGGGUUUCUGGAGUGAUAGGCUCUCUUUCUUCGAUAACUACACGAGGUUCACCAAACGCGACGCUCCUCUUCCUUCUUGGUCUUCCUCCGACGUCGAGGAGUUCAUUGCCUCCGAUCCUGUUCAUGGCCCUACCCUGAAAACUGCUAGGGAAGCUGUGACCUUUGGUGUUACUGGAGCUGCUCUUGGAGCUGUUUCUACUGCUGCUAUUGCCUGGAAAUACUCCAGGACUCCACAUGGUGCUGCAUUGUCGUUCUUAGGAGGAGGUCUUUUUGGUUGGACCUUUGGGCAAGAAAUCGCAAACCACACGAUGCAACUCUAUAAGUUGGACACAAUGGCAGCCCAAGUUAAGUUCAUGGAAUGGUGGGAACGCAAGAGUCAAGGAAGGUCCUGAAUCCUAAACGAAGACUUGAGUGCUGCUUUCUUGUCCAGAGUAUCUUGCAAUAAUCAUAAAAUGGUGACCGUUGUCCAUUUCCAGACUUUCUCUUUUGAACCUUCCUGUUCUCGCUUUUGGAGCAUGUUUUCCUUGUCUCAAUAAUCCAACACGCCUCAUCGAAUGUUUUGAAGAUUUAAGGAAAUGAAUUGAAAGAAACCAAAUGGUUUCUGAAAAAAGAAGUUAAAAACGUUGACUUCACUUACUGUGUGACGCAGAUAAAGCUUUCUGUUGGUA